AUUGACUCUUGUUUUCAGAAAAAAAUGUUUAGAAGGAAAGAAAUUAAUAUUACCAUCUUGAUCUCUUUCCUAUCCAUAAUUUCUCCAGGCUUAAGCAGAGACUCCAGGUCACAAUCUGGAGUUAUUAAUGCUGCAGCAGAGAAAAUGAAACAGCAGUUUAAAUUCUUGAUCUCCGAUAUAACAGAUAAAAUAAACCCAGCUGUGAAGGCAGUGCGGGAUGAUCUUGUAGCCACGAAUUUCCGCCAGCAGAGUUAUGGUUGGGCUCUAAUGCUUGGAGGAUAUGGAGAUUGUAUUGCUGAUGUCGUUCAAAACAAUCGAGUCUGGCCACAAGAUAUGUUGACCAUGCCCGAUGUUGUUUAUACAUAUGGAUACAAUCUUGGAUACGGGUUCGGUUUCGCUGGUCCAUAUCUACUUCCAAGCUAUCUUGCAGAUACUUCAUUUGGUUGCACUGAUUCUGAUUUUACCACUGUUGUAAACAGCUACGGGUUCUCACAAGGAUUAAACCCUAACACAAAUAUAGGACAGAUUUACAAUUUUGGAGCUGAUGCACGACAAUCCAUUCAUUGCCUGCUUCAGCAUACUGGAGGAUACUCAGAUGCUGCUGAGGGGUACAACAUCAACAACAACAAUAGCAACAACAACAACAACAACAACAACAAAAACACAAAUGAGUUAGAGCGGAAAAAUCCGAACCCAACGAUUUGUAACACUGAAAAGUCGGCCUGGUCUUGAAAAUUAAUACAAAAUUUCAGAA
Eurytemora carolleeae is the source of this 754-nucleotide messenger RNA. RefSeq lists its product as uncharacterized. NCBI's taxonomy places the organism in Eukaryota, Metazoa, Arthropoda, Copepoda, Calanoida, Temoridae. The record is from RefSeq and is a predicted model, not a curated record. The coding region runs from base 25 to 732 and encodes 235 amino acids. The transcript has 7 exons.